GCCGGCUGCCCCGGCAGACGCGCCCUGCUUCCUUCCGCUCCUAGUGGUAAUUCGGAGCGGCUUCCAUUGCCGCUUACAGGAAGCCGCGUGCGAGCAGCGAUGGCCUGGCAGCUCAGCCGGUGGGCGAUGCGCUGCCUCCGGGCGGCCGCACCGGGACCGGACAGGGGGCGCGGCAGGGGUUGCGAACUCUCAUGUGCCUCCUUCGGCAGGAUUAUGCGCCCAGACGAUGCCAACAUCGCGGGAAAUGUCCACGGGGGGACCAUCCUGAAGAUGAUCGAGGAGGCAGGAGCCAUCAUCAGCACCCGCCACUGCAACUCCCAGGCUGGGGAGCCCUGUGUGGCUGCACUGGCACGGGUGGAGCGGACGGACUUCCUCUCGCCGAUGUGCAUUGGCGAGGUGGCCAACGUCAGUGCUGAGAUCACCUACACCUCCAGGCACUCUGUGGAGGUUCAGGUCAACGUCAUGUCUGAAAACAUUUUAACAGGAGCAAAGAAGGUGACGAACAAGGCAACACUGUGGUAUGUGCCACUGUCCCUGAAGAAUGUGAAUAAGGUCGUUGAGGUUCCCCCCAUCCAGUAUGCAAGAAAGGAGCAGGAGGAUGAGGGGAAGAAGCGUUAUGAGGAGCAAAAGCUGGAUCGGCUGGAAACCAAGCAGAGAAAUGGUGACGUGAUCUUACCUGUCAUCAACCCAGAGCCGCACACCGUCAGCUACAGCCAGUCCAGCCUGAUCCACCUGGUGGGGCCGUCAGACUGCACGCUGCUGGGCUUUGUGCACGGAGGCGUCACCAUGAAGCUCAUGGAUGAGGUUGCUGGGAUUGUGGCGGCCCGCCACUGCAAGACCAACAUUGUCACUGCCUCGGUGGAUGCCAUCAACUUCCACGAGAAGAUCAAAAAAGGCUGUGUCAUCACCGUCUCAGGACGCAUGACAUUCACAAGCAAUAAAUCCAUGGAAAUAGAAGUCUUUGUGGAUGCUGACCCRUUUGUGGAUGAGCCUCGGGAGCGGUACCGUGCCGUCAGCGCCUUCUUCACCUAUGUGUCCCUGAGCAAGGAGGGGAAGCCCCUGCCCGUUCCGCAGCUGCUGACGGAGACGGAGGAYGAGAAGCGUCGCUUCGAGGAAGGGAAGGGCAGGUACCUGCAAACCAAAGCCAAGCGGCAGGCGCAGAUGCAGCAGGCUGCCCAGCAGUGAUCUGCCCCGUGCCCUCACUGCCAGCGCCCGCCGAACAUCGAAUUGUUCCCGUUCGUUUCGUGUCCAGUCCGCGCCAGCCCCGCGCCUCCUCCGCCCGCCCCAGCCCGCUGCCGGCGCCGCUGCUUCGCUGCUGCUGCUGGGCUCAGCGCUGUACACCUCGUGCUUCGGGUGGCUGAAGCUCCCUGAAAGCCCCCAAGGAGUCUUCCCAGGCCCUCGCCAUCCCCUUCCAGAGAGCCGUGGUCGCUGUUUGAUCCAGUUGGUGACGCUUCCCGCCUGUGUCAGAGCCGGGACAGAGGUUGUGGUGGCUUGAGGGGCGUGUGAGGCCGCGAGUUCUUUGUGCUGCUGUUGUUCAACUUGCUGGUUUGUCCUACCAUGCACACCAAAGCUUUCGUACGCGCUGUGUUGCGCUGGGGCCGCACUGAAUGUCUCUUGACAUCUUUAGGUAGUUUCUCUGUGCACAUCUAAAUUAUUUAAGAAGUCAUGUGGCAUAAAUAAAGUCUGUUUCAUUGACUGGA
Messenger RNA from Malurus melanocephalus (red-backed fairy wren), 1700 nucleotides. RefSeq names its product acyl-CoA thioesterase 7 (gene ACOT7). Gene Ontology annotation, cellular component: cytosol; extracellular exosome; nucleoplasm. Gene Ontology annotation, molecular function: long-chain fatty acyl-CoA binding. Gene Ontology annotation, biological process: palmitic acid biosynthetic process; acyl-CoA metabolic process. The transcript is spliced from 8 exons. NCBI's taxonomy places the organism in Eukaryota, Metazoa, Chordata, Aves, Passeriformes, Maluridae. The record is from RefSeq and is a predicted model, not a curated record. The coding region runs from base 100 to 1185 and encodes 361 amino acids.